This is a messenger RNA of Enhydra lutris kenyoni (northern sea otter), 2241 nucleotides long. Its product is annotated as histone H2B type 2-E. Gene Ontology annotation, molecular function: protein heterodimerization activity; structural constituent of chromatin; DNA binding. NCBI's taxonomy places the organism in Eukaryota, Metazoa, Chordata, Mammalia, Carnivora, Mustelidae. Bases 31 to 411 code for a protein of 126 amino acids. The record is from RefSeq and is a predicted model, not a curated record. Gene Ontology annotation, cellular component: nucleosome. The transcript has a single exon.
UUUCUUUGCUAAGGCGUCUGGUGUUUUAUAAUGCCUGAGCCGGCAAAAUCCGCUCCUGCGCCCAAGAAGGGCUCGAAAAAGGCUGUCACCAAAGCCCAGAAAAAGGACGGCAAGAAGCGCAAGCGCAGCCGCAAGGAGAGUUACUCCAUCUACGUGUACAAGGUCCUCAAGCAGGUGCACCCGGACACCGGCAUCUCCUCCAAGGCCAUGGGCAUUAUGAACUCCUUCGUCAACGACAUCUUCGAGCGCAUCGCCGGCGAGGCCUCCCGCCUGGCGCAUUACAACAAGCGCUCCACCAUCACGUCGCGGGAGAUCCAGACGGCCGUGCGCCUGCUGCUGCCCGGCGAGCUGGCCAAGCACGCCGUGUCCGAGGGCACCAAGGCGGUCACCAAGUACACCAGCUCCAAGUGAGUCCCUGCCGGGACACGGCGCUCGCAUGAGUCGCCGGCCGCUUGACUCCAAAGGCUCUUUUCAGAGCCACCCACCUAAUCACCAGAAAAGAGCUUUGUUCACUUAUUUUCCCUCACUUGCUCUCACAAAGUAAGCUAUUUUACUUGUGAAAGAUCCUGGAAGAUGGUACAAGUAGCUUUUUAAGCCUACUUGAGAUCCUUGGCGCGUGACUGCCUUUGCUUUUAUCUGGGGCGCGUCUUAACCCUGUAACUGUGGGGCUUACUUUUCUUACAAGUCCUUUUCGAAUAAGAAUAUUGAAAAUCCGCUUCUCAACUUCCAUCCCCAGACUAUUAUGUCCUGGUGACUGUGGGGUGCACGUUUCAUCGGUGUUCUAAAACGAAACGAGUGGUUUCGGUCAUCCUCACUUCUAAGGAGGGCCCCAGAACAACUAAACCCAGGUCCUGAGAGCAUUGCGUCAGAGCCUUGAAGAAUUCUCCCAAGCGUUUGGCAGGGGCGGGCGUCCAGUCACCACUUCUGCCCUGCUGUGUGGCCUCCGGUGGAUACCAGCGGUCUGGGCACUGAGGGUGGAGCCUGCGCUGCCGGGUCUUAGCCUUUCCCUGAUUGGACGACAUGAAUAUUCAAAAUCGCGCGCCCUCGCCGGAAUUCGCAGAUUCUGGUUUCCGACACUUGCUUCGGGGCUUUGACAUCCCAAUUAUUUCUUGGUUUGUGGAUCGUUUUUGCAUUUAAUUCUCUAGUCUCGGAACGCCCCGGCCUUGCGUCACUGCAAGGCGCUGGUCAUUUAGGGCUGGGCUCAAAAAGUCACCUCUCAGAGACCUUUCCACGUCCCACUCAGGAAUUUGCGUCUCGUUCCUGCCUAUCAUCUGAUCUCAUUGUUUUCUCUUCCUCCUAGCAGCUGUCAGAAAUUGUCCGGUUCGUUUAUUUUCUUAUUUAUGGUCUUUCUCCUCAAGCCCUUAACAGAGACUUGUUGGUCUGGUUUUCUGCUAAAUUAUCAGCGACAGUCUGCCUGGCACAUGGUGGACACUUAAAUUCUUAAUUAAAAUUUGUCAAAUUAAUUUUCCCACCCCAAUCCUUUCUUAAUCGCUUCCGUGGAUGAUGUGUGCCGUUCAUUUGCAUUCGAUAAAUGUGAAGACGAAAACAGAAAUGUUUUUGGAGCUCUUUGGCAAGUCAGUCCAGGGUCCCUUCAGGGCAUUAGCUCUGAGGAGGCCUAGGUUAAGAUUCUUUUUCUGCACCAAAAUGAUGUUUGUGGUGGUUUUCCCAUUAUGCUUCUGGUGGUAUAAUCUCUUUUGGAUUUUCAUUAAAUUCAGAGUAUUGGUCGCUGGAAAGAUCCUUUUCCCAUCUCCUUUUCUGACACCCACCAUCUCCAUCCUGAUACUCUGUUCCCCAUGGAAGAUGAGCUUUUAAUUUAUACUCAUCUUCUCACUUAUCAGGAAGCCCUGAAAAGAUAGUCCCUGCAAGACAGUCAAGACCAAAUAACCCCUUUUACAAAGGAGGUUGAGAAAAGCAAAGGAAUUGGUUCACUGGUCAUGCAGUUAACAUUGUUCACCUUUGUAUCCUUAAAUGCGCAGACAAUUGCAUUUUAGUUUUAUUUCGUGUAAUUACAGAAUGUUCACUCCUUCUGUCCAAGCCUUGAUUUUUGCUGAUGAAGACACUGAUGGUCUGAUCAGUUAUUCAACUCUACUUUUGGCUAAGGGGUCCUUGAGUUGAUCCUAAGGGUUUCACGAAUCCAAGUGGACUCCAAACAUUAUCGUAAACUGAAUUAAUCUUAUGUUUCCUACAUGUGUUUUCAAAUGUGUGUAGAUGCUGUUGUUAUUAAUAAAAUUACCCAUUAAU